AUGGUGAGAUUCUUGAAUUUGAUUAAGCCUGUUAUGUUUCUACUUCCGGAGGUUCAGUCUCCAGACAGAAAAUUGCCAUUCAAAGAAAAAUUGCUAUGGACAGCAGUGUCAUUAUUUGUAUUUUUGAUAUGUUGUCAAAUACCACUUUAUGGGAUCGUGACAAGUAAAUCAAGUGAUCCAUUUUAUUGGAUGCGUGUGAUAUUGGCCUCAAACCGAGGUACAUUAAUGGAGUUGGGAAUAUCACCAAUAGUUACAAGUGGUAUGGUUAUGCAGCUAUUGGCUGGUUCAAAAAUAAUAGAUGUAGAUCAAAGCUUAAAAGAAGAUAGAACGUUAUUUCAAGGAGCACAGAAAUUACUGGGAUUGUUAAUAACCCUUGGAGAAGCUAUAGCGUAUGUUAUUAGUGGUAUAUAUGGAAACAUAUCAGAAAUUGGAACAGGACAUGCCAUUAUAAUUAUACUUCAAUUAUUUUUUGCUGGAGUAGUUGUAAUAUUAUUAGAUGAAUUAUUACAAAAAGGAUACGGAUUAGGUUCAGGAAUAUCAUUAUUUAUAGCAACAAAUAUAUGUGAAACAAUUAUGUGGAAAUCAUUUAGCCCAACAACUAUUAACACAGAUAAAGGAAUAGAAUUUGAAGGUGCAAUUAUUUCAUUAGUAUACUGCUUAUUUACAGAAUCAAAUAAAAUAUCAGCAUUAAAAAAAGCUUUUUAUCGAACCCAUGCACCUAAUGUAACAAAUUUGUUGGCUACCAUAUUAGUAUUUCUUAUCGUUAUAUAUUUACAAGGAUUCAGAGUAGAUUUAUCAGUUAAAUAUCAAAGUGUAAGAGGACAACAAGGAACAUAUCCUAUUAAACUUUUUUAUACUAGUAACAUUCCAAUUAUUUUACAGACUGCUUUAGUAUCCAAUUUAUACUUCUUUUCACAAAUAUUAUAUAAAAGAUUUAAAAAUAGUAUAUUAGUAAAUAUUUUGGGACAAUGGCAAGAAGUUGAAUCAAGUGGAACAUCUAUACCUAUUGGAGGAAUUGCAUAUUAUAUUUCUCCUCCCAAUUCUUUCGCUGAUAUUACCAACGAUCCUUUUCAUACGCUAGUAUAUAUAUCUUUUGUUCUUGUUGCAUGUGCUUUUUUUUCAAAAACCUGGAUUGAAGUAUCUGGUAGUUCAGCAAAAGAUGUUGCGAAGCAAUUGAGAGAUCAACAAAUUGGGAUGAGAGGACAUAGAGACACACCAACAUCCUUAACAAGGGUUUUUAAUAGAUAUAUUCCUACAGCAGCUGCCUUUGGGGGAAUGUGUAUUGGUGCAUUAACUAUAUUAGCCGAUUUUCUGGGUGCAUUAGGUAGUGGAACGGGUAUAUUACUUGCUGUUACCAUAAUAUAUCAGUUCUAUGAAAUGCUCGUGAAGGAACAAGAGAAAGCGGCUUCCCUAUUUUAA
Plasmodium gonderi is the source of this 1419-nucleotide messenger RNA. Its product is annotated as protein transport protein SEC61 subunit alpha. The transcript has 2 exons. NCBI's taxonomy places the organism in Eukaryota, Apicomplexa, Aconoidasida, Haemosporida, Plasmodiidae. The coding region runs from base 1 to 1419 and encodes 472 amino acids. Gene Ontology annotation, biological process: post-translational protein targeting to membrane, translocation; SRP-dependent cotranslational protein targeting to membrane, translocation. Gene Ontology annotation, cellular component: Sec61 translocon complex; membrane. The record is from RefSeq and is a predicted model, not a curated record. Gene Ontology annotation, molecular function: signal sequence receptor activity; transmembrane protein transporter activity; ribosome binding.